CCACAGCCGAGUGAUUAAUCGAGGUGCUGCAUGGGAUGUAGGGGAGGAAAUCUGCGACGAGUUCUGUUUUCACACUGCCAAGAAACUUCACUUACCGAGGUGAAGACUCCUGCAACAUGGAGGCCUUUUAUGAUCAGCAGGUUCCCUUUGUGGUCCCUGAGAGUAAAUGUCACACACAGGAAGCAGCAAAGUGUCUCAGCGAUAGGAAGAGGAAGUUCAUGGACACCGAGCUGGCUCAGGACACAGAAGAUCUAUUCCAAGACCUGAUUCAGCUCCAAGAAAUAUGGAUCGCUGAAGCUCAAGCUACCGAUGACGAGCAGUUUGUCCCGGAUUUCCAGUCCAAUAACUUGAUGUUUCAUGGACUGGCCGCCAGCAAAGUGAAGCGUGAACCCAGUCCGUCCAAAGACUUCUCUCCCUGCAGAACGCCUCAGGCUGACAUGUGCCUUUACAGCUACAGUGCCUGUGAGCCCGCUCCGACUCCAUCCUCCACACCUGCAGUACAACAACGUGGCUCCAUCCACCCUACUGGACCUCCACCUUUACAGAGGCAGUUACAGCCAUCUACCCCUCAGCUGACCAACAACUGCUCCCCAAACCACACUCCUGCCCUUAGCCCCUCCCACCUCCGCAACCUUCCACAGGCCAAUCAAAGCCAGCAGUUUGCUAUGCCACAUCCUCCCAUCGGCUCUUCCAGUGUGUCGUUCAAUGCAGAACAAAGGUUCCAGCGGCAGUUGUCGGAUCCCUGCCUGUCUUUCCUUCCUCCAAAGAAGACCGCAAACACGCCAUACCACCCCGCCAUCCGUGACGGGAGGCCAAUGUAUCAGCGCCACCUUUCAGAGCCUCUGGUUCCCCACGCUCCCCGGGGUUUUAAACAAGAACUGGUGGACCCGAGAUAUCCAGAGCCAGGGCCUCCUACGUCAGGUCUGGCACGUCCUCAGACUGCCUUCAACCAUGUCACAAUUAAACAAGAGCCAAGGGACUUUGGCUAUGACUCGGAGGUUCAAACAUGCCAGCCGUCAUCCUUUGAGAAGUCUGCUUUGUACCAAAAUAACAGUGCAGGAUUUGGUCCAGACAGAGAGCAGUGUCUGUACUAUGAUGACACCUGUGUUGUGCCGGAAAGGCUGGAAGGUAAAGUGAAACAGGAGGGUCUGCCGUACCAGCGCCGUGGCUCCCUGCAGCUGUGGCAGUUCCUGCUCACACUCCUGGACAACCCAGCCAAUGCACACCUGAUCAUCUGGACGGGGCGAAACAUGGAGUUCAAGCUGAUUGACCCCGAAGAGGUGGCUCGGCUCUGGGGGAUCCAGAAGAAUCGACCUGCCAUGAACUACGAUAAGCUGAGUCGCUCGCUGCGGUACUAUUAUGAAAAGGGCAUUAUGCAGAAGGUGGCCGGUGAGCGGUACGUCUACAAGUUCGUGUGCAACCCCGAGGCACUUUUCUCCAUGGCUUUCCCAGACAAUCAGAGGCCAAGUCUCAAGCCUGACCCGGAUGCUGUCCUACCUCCCAGCGAGGACGAAGGCUCCCACCUCCCCAGCUAUGAAGAUGACGGGCCUUAUCUGGCUGAAGGAGUGGAGCAGUGCAUCCAAAGACUGGGCCUCCCUGACGGCUACCCGUACUAGACUCCACAGCCUGGCAGCUGAAUUAUUUUUAACACGAUGUAACCUAUAUUUACGGAGCAGUGUUUGAGAAUUUUUAGUAUUUACCUACGUUAUCUGUCACAAAGACGCAGCAUUUGAAGAAGUUAAUUUCACAAAAAACAAAUUAUUAUUAAGCCAGAAAGCUAACAAAAAAAAUAACUGAUGGUUAAACUCAGAAAAUGGGGAAAAAAACUCAUCGUAGUUCUGAUUUGGUUUCACGUAUUAUAAUAUUCUAAAAAUAUCUGGAAUUUUAAGAUUAGUUUACAUUUGAGCAGUCAAUAAGAUUAUAACAUGUAUCUAGAAGGAGAAGGCUUUACUUUACUUGGGAGACUUGUGAUGGGUAAAAUGGUAUUGAGUCAGGUUUGUUGGGUGGGAUAGGCAGUUGUAGCAAAAUGAGGCUGGUUAAAUUACAAUGACAGUUUUAUUUUUUGUAAAAACUGCAUCGGUCCUGAAAUAUUCCAGCUUCUUGUAAAAUUGUGAUGCUCAAUAUUUUUUUCCCAAGCUUUUUUUUUUUUUCCCCUUCAAAAUGCUCCAUUUUUAUCUUUAAAAUUCUUUUUGUUAGUGACAGUGCUCUUGAUGCCAGUUGUAUUUUUUUGUAGCAUGGCCAUCUUUGUAGUCCUCUUGCUUGUGAACUCUGGGAUUUGUAUUACAACCAAAGUAUCUCAAAGCCAUGGCAGUCCUUUACUGUUUCUGUUUUAAACUGCUUGAAAGGGACUGACUUGUAUUUUCAGACCUAUGAAUUAUCCUAUAAACAUCUGUUUGAAA
This is a messenger RNA of Maylandia zebra (zebra mbuna), 2399 nucleotides long. Its product is annotated as ETS translocation variant 5. Gene Ontology annotation, cellular component: nucleus. NCBI's taxonomy places the organism in Eukaryota, Metazoa, Chordata, Actinopteri, Cichliformes, Cichlidae. The record is from RefSeq and is a predicted model, not a curated record. Gene Ontology annotation, molecular function: sequence-specific DNA binding; DNA-binding transcription factor activity, RNA polymerase II-specific. Gene Ontology annotation, biological process: cell differentiation; regulation of transcription by RNA polymerase II.